Sorghum bicolor (sorghum) is the source of this 1361-nucleotide messenger RNA. Its product is annotated as probable WRKY transcription factor 50. Gene Ontology annotation, molecular function: sequence-specific DNA binding; DNA-binding transcription factor activity. Bases 276 to 1058 code for a protein of 260 amino acids. The transcript is spliced from 3 exons. The record is from RefSeq and is a predicted model, not a curated record. Gene Ontology annotation, biological process: regulation of DNA-templated transcription. NCBI's taxonomy places the organism in Eukaryota, Viridiplantae, Streptophyta, Magnoliopsida, Poales, Poaceae.
CUAGCCCUGCUCGUUCCUCACUUCGCGAUCGCUUCAGAGACUUGAGCUCUCAUCGCCUCAUCUCAUCAUCAGCUUCAGCUAGCUAGCACCACAGACGACGAUGUGCCAGCGUCGUUCGGGCGCUAGUAUAAAUUGCCGAGCUUGACACGGUGAUGGAAUAUAUAUCUAUCCCCGUCCCGUCACACGCAGCGCAACGGCAGCUAUAGCAGCAGCAGCACCGCUGGUUCGCUCCACAGUCGCGCCGGUGGUGUGCCGUGUGCGUGCGUCUACUCUACAUGGCGGCAUCGCUAGGACUCGCCCACGACGCCAGCUGCUACGCCGCCUACCCGCCGGCCGCCGCCGCUGCCUCCUCGUACUUCCCAUCACCACCACCACCCGGCGACCUCGUGGCGGAGUUCCCACCGACCGCCGCCGCCACGGCCAUGGCUGAUGACUACUACUACUACUACUUCCAGUUCGGCGAGGAGAUGGGCGGCGCUCGCGCUCCCGGCUGCGGCGGCGGCUACUGCUCGCCGCCGGCGCCGGCGUUCGACAAUGGCAUGAGCCUGCUGAGCUAUGGCGGCGUCGACGGCGACGGGAGGAGGCCGAUGAGCGGACCAGCUGCUGGCACUGGUGGGAACGGCGGCGGCGGCCGGCCGCCGGCGUCACGGAUCGGGUUCCGGACGAGGUCGGAGGUGGACGUGCUGGACGACGGCUUCAAGUGGCGCAAGUACGGCAAGAAGGCGGUCAAGAGCAGCCCCAACCCGAGGAACUACUACCGGUGCUCGUCGGAGGGCUGCGGCGUCAAGAAGCGCGUGGAGCGGGACAGCGACGACCCGCGCUACGUCAUCACCACCUACGACGGCGUCCACAACCACGCCGCGCCGGGCGCCGCCUACCUCUGCCCGCCGCCGCCGCGCGGCGCAACCGCAACCGCAGCAGCGCCCUGCUUCUCGUCUCCAUGCUCGGGCUCGGCGUCGGCGGCGCUGGUGGCAGCACCCAGCUGGAGCGGCGCUUUUGACGCGUGGGAGGCGCAGCUGGCGGCGGCGGCGGCUCACUCGUCGGAGUCGUCGUACUGAUCCCUCAUCAGUUACACGCACGUACGGAUCUUGUAGCUAGAAUGUUCACGAACGCGUGGAGAUCGAGACGAUCGAUCCCUGCUUUUUUUUGGGUUUGGAGUUUGUACGUACCAUACUGUCAUUACAGUUAGACAUACAUACACCGAGUCUAUUUCUGAUUAGCUGAGCGUUCCCUUUGAUUCAAUAAUACAGGUCCACGUAUAUAUCUCGCUGUACUGAAUACUGACAAGCUGAGCUGCCAGACUUUCCUAGGGAAAAAAAAUCUAUGAUGAAUAACAACAGUCAGACUUUCUGAAACUGAUA